Molecule: messenger RNA, 1679 nt
Organism: Oryza brachyantha (malo sina)
Lineage: Eukaryota; Viridiplantae; Streptophyta; Magnoliopsida; Poales; Poaceae
Product: serine/threonine-protein kinase STY13-like
Exons: 6
Coding region: 322-1473 (383 amino acids)
Biological process (GO): protein phosphorylation
Cellular component (GO): plasma membrane
Molecular function (GO): protein kinase activity; ATP binding
Source: RefSeq, a predicted model, not a curated record
CACACGCCGGCAGCAGGAGAAAACGUAGAAGAAGAGGGGAAAAACCGCGGAAAACCACGCGCCGCUGGGCUGGGCCCCGGCCCCGGCCACGCCCCGCCCGCCCGCCAGACGACACGAUACGACACGACACGACGGCACGAGCCCACCACCCUCUUCCCCUCCCUCUCCGGCCGCCCGGCAGGCAGCCCAUGUGCUCACAUGCCACUCCGCCUCGCCUCGCCACGCCACCCUCUUCCACCUCACUCCUCCCUGGCCUAGCUUAGCAAGCUCACUUGUUUGCUCUGCCGCCGAGCGCACCGGCGUCACCAAACGGCCGGCGGGAUGAAGGAGGGCGGCGGCGGCGGCGGCGAUGGUGGGUUCGUGCGGGCCGACCAGAUCGACCUCAAGAGCCUGGACGAGCAGCUGGAGCGCCACCUCAGCCGCGCGUGGACGAUGGAGAAGCGCAAGGAGGAGGCAGCCACCGGCGCCGACCAGCGGGGCAGGCCGGCGCUCGCCCCCGCGCACUCGCUGCAACGCCGGCAGCGGAGGGAGGACUGGGAGAUCGACCCCGCCAAGCUCGUCAUCAGGGGCGUCAUCGCCCGCGGCACCUUCGGCACCGUCCACCGCGGCGUCUACGACGGCCACGACGUCGCAGUGAAAUUACUUGAUUGGGGGGAGGAUGAUCAUAGGUCAGAACAAGAUAUUGCGGCACUAAGAGCAGCUUUUUCACAGGAGGUCUCUGUCUGGCAUAAGCUGGACCAUCCAAAUGUAACAAAGUUUAUAGGGGCUGUAAUGGGUGCAAGGGAUCUAAAUAUUCAGACAGAAAAUGGACAUAUUGGCAUGCCAAGUAAUGUCUGCUGUGUCAUCGUUGAGUACCUUCCUGGGGGUGCACUAAAGGGAUUUCUGAUAAAGAAUAGGAGGAAGAAGUUAGCUUUUAAAGUUGUGGUUCAAAUAGCUCUUGACCUUGCCAGGGGGUUAAGUUAUCUUCACUCAAAGAAGAUUGUGCACCGUGAUGUAAAAACUGAAAAUAUGCUUCUUGACAAAACAAGAACAGUGAAAAUUGCUGAUUUUGGUGUUGCUCGACUUGAGGCUUCAAAUCCCAGUGAUAUGACAGGGGAAACAGGCACCCUUGGUUACAUGGCACCUGAGGUUCUCAAUGGCAGUCCAUACAACAGGAAAUGUGAUGUUUAUAGCUUUGGAAUUUGUUUGUGGGAGAUAUACUGCUGCGAUAUGCCAUAUCCAGAUUUGAGCUUCUCAGAGGUCACCUCUGCAGUUGUUCGUCAGAAUUUAAGGCCUGAGAUACCACGCUGUUGUCCAAGUUCAUUGGCGAACGUGAUGAAACGCUGCUGGGAUGCGAACCCUGACAAGCGACCUGAGAUGGCCGAGGUGGUGUCGAUGUUGGAGGCGAUCGAUACGUCGAAGGGCGGAGGCAUGAUCCCUGUAGACCAGCGACAAGGAUGGCUUUCAUGCUUCAGGCGAUACAGAGGCCCAUGAACAUAGCGCGCUAGCUGGAGUUGUAUCUGCUGCAGAUUGACGACUGCAUCUCGUGUAAUUCGAUUACAUUUGUUCUAAGGUAAGCAAACUGGUUAAUGGAGCUAGUGUGCUUAAGAUCUUUGGUUUGAGUAGCCUCUGAUGUAAAUUCCCUGUUCACUUCACCUCUUCUGUUUAUCAUUGAAGAACCAGCUCGGUUCGUUCAUCCA